This is a messenger RNA of Pseudonaja textilis, 6406 nucleotides long. It is a transcript of the gene PTPRG, whose product is annotated as protein tyrosine phosphatase receptor type G. Gene Ontology annotation, biological process: protein dephosphorylation. NCBI's taxonomy places the organism in Eukaryota, Metazoa, Chordata, Lepidosauria, Squamata, Elapidae. Gene Ontology annotation, molecular function: protein binding; protein tyrosine phosphatase activity. The record is from RefSeq and is a predicted model, not a curated record.
CAUGUUACUUCCUGUAUGGAAGAAUGGAAAGGUUCCAGCAACAGCAGCUCCUGCCUGACUCUGCCUCGCCAGCUUUCGCCGGAGCCCCAACUUCCAGCAGCGGGAUGGAUUGAAAGCAGCUCCGGGCAGCCCGCCUCGCCGCCGCCGCCGCCACCACCACCACCGCCGCCGCUGCUGCCCUUCUUGCUCCGGGCUCCUCAUCAUUUGGGAAGGGGACAAAAUCCUCCCGCCUCUGCCGCUCACUGAACUGCCGUUGGCAGGAAUGCCUUUUCCCCUCUGGCCUGCCGAGAGGCUGCCCGCAUGAAGAGUCCGAGCCUGACCGAGGGGCUUUUUUCUCUCCAGCUAUCCUCGCUUGGCGGCUUGGAGCGAAGUUGGGAGCUCCGGGCGCCCGACUUUCCGCACAGCGGUUCGUUUGGCUUCCGAGGCCCUUGAGCGGCGCUGCUGCCUCUGACUCAAAACUCCGGGAAUCGGGCGUCUUUGCACCCAAGGCGGCGAUCCCAAACCGUGCAACUCCGGAGCGGAAAGCGAAGCUGCGUUAUUGCGCUUUGGGGAGUGUGAGAAGGACUGGAACGGCGCGGAGCUGGGAGUGGGGGGGCGGAGGCGGCCGUCCAAAGAAAAUAGUCAAGAAUUGUUCUCCUUUUGUUUCCAGCCGAGGGGGGGGAGGGAGAGGGAAGUGUACAAGUUUGGUCACCCUCCACAAGUUUUGUGGGGGAUUUUUUUUGUGUGUGUGUUGCCUUUUUAUUUUUAUUUUUAAUUUUUGGAGGGGGAAUGCGUGAGCGUGUGUGGAAUCCUCGCCUUUUUUGUUUUUAAAUCCGUUUCAAGAGAGCUCCCCCUCCCUCUUGCUUUAAUUUUUUUUUUUCUUCUCCGAUGUGCGGUUUUGGACAUGCGGAGGCUACUACAACCGUGUUGCUGGAUCUUUUUCUUGAAAAUCACCAUCUCCGUGCUCCACUACGUGGUGUGUUUCCCCGCUUUGACUGAAGGUUAUGAUGGCCCCCUGCAUGAAAGUCGACAUGGCAGUUUGGUGCAGAUCCGGAGGCGGAAGGCAUCUGGGGAUCUUUACUGGGCAUAUUCAGGGGCAUAUGGACCUGAGCAUUGGGUUACUUCAAAUGCAGAUUGUGGGAGAACUCACCAGUCUCCAAUCGACAUCAUAGACCAUCAGGCACACGUUGGAGCGGAAUAUCAGGAAAUACGCCUGGUUGGCUUCGAUAAUGAAUCUUCUAACAAGACUUGGAUGAAAAAUACUGGGAAAACUGUUGCCAUCCUUCUAAAGGAUGACUAUUUCAUCAGCGGUGCUGGACUACCGGGAAGAUUCAAAGCAGAAAAAGUUGAAUUUCACUGGGGCCAGAGUAAUGGAUCUGCUGGUUCAGAGCAUAGCAUCAAUGGGAGGAGAUUCCCAGUUGAGAUGCAGAUUUAUUUCUACAAUCCCGAUGACUUUGACAGCUUCGGGACAGCCAUACAAGAAAAAAGGAUCAUAGGAACCAUGGCUGUGUUUUUUCAGGUCAGUCAGAGGGACAAUCCAGCACUGGAACCUAUUAUCCAUGGGCUGAAGGGGGUCGUACAUCAUGAAAAAGAGACCUUCUUGGAUCCUUUUGUGUUAAGGGAUCUCCUGCCAGCAUCUUUGGGAAGUUACUAUCGGUAUGCAGGGUCGCUGACUACACCUCCGUGUAGUGAAAUUGUGGAAUGGAUUGUUUUCCGAAUGCCUGUCCCCAUCUCUUAUCGGCAGCUGGAAGCCUUCUAUUCCAUCUUUACCACGGAACAGCAAGAUCAUGUCAAAUCUGUGGAAUACCUACGGAAUAACUUCCGGCCUCAGCAGAGCCUGAACAACAGGAUUGUUUCCAAGUCGGCUGUGAAGGAUGCUUGGAACCAACUUUCAACCAGCAUGUUCGAAAAUCCACUGGGCACUGAAGCAUCCAAAGUUUGCAGUACCCCUCCUGUCAAUAUGAAAGUGAAACUCGUUAACAGAACAGCCUUGCUGGUGACCUGGAACCAACCAGAGAUUAUCUAUCAUCCACCCAUUAUGAACUAUAUGAUUUCCUACAGUUGGAGUAAAAAUGAAGAUGAAAAAGAGAAGACAUUCACUAAAGACAGUGACAAGGAUCUGAAAGCCAUCAUUAGCCAUGUCUCAUCUGACAUCCUUUAUCUGUUCAGAGUUCAAGCAGUUUGCCGAAAUGACAUGCGCAGUGAUUUUAGCCAGACGAUGCUCUUUCAAGAUAACACAACUCGAAUUUUUGAGGGGACCAGAAUAGUAAAAACAGGAGUGAAUAAUGGGCAGAAUGGAGUGGUUGGAAAGAAAAAGAGAACAAAAGGAAAAAAGAGCCGAGGUAGCAUGUCAGGUACCUCUACUGAUGCUCUUUCUGCUGUGUUUUCUUCUCUUGUUCCCCCUCGUGAUUUCUUCAAGCCGACAGCUUCUCCAGCACCUUCAGCCGACAUGGCUCCCAUCAGUUCUGGGUCUUCUACUUGGACUUCCUCAGGCCUCCCCUUUUCUUUUGUCUCCAUGGCAACGGGGAUGGGGCCGUCCUCUAGUGGGAGCCAGGCUACCGUGGCUUCCGUGGUCACUAGCACCUUACUGGCCGGUCUAGGAUUUAGUAGCAGUGGUAUUUCUUCUUUCCCUAGUACGGUAUGGCCAACCCGGCUCCCGACCUCUGCCUCGACUAAUAAACAGUCUGCCAGGCCAGUGGUGGCUACCACCGAGGCAUUGUCUUCUCCAGCACCAGACAGUGAUUCUGCUCUCACAAAAGACAAUGAAGGAGCUGAGGAUGGGGAGAAAGAUGAAAAAAGUGAAAGCGAGGAUGGCGAAAGAGAGCAUGAAGAAGAGAGAGAAAAGGAUUCUGAGAAAAAAGAGAAAAGUGGUGUGACCGAAGCUGUUGAAACCCAGGAAAAUAGUGAAGCUACAAACACCACUCUUUCUCCCAACAGAACUAUGGAGGAGGGAGGAAAUGAAACUAUAUCUGAUCAUGAGCAAAGCCAAAAUAUUGUACCAACAGGUAGGACUCCUGAAAGAGGAGAAGGAGUUACAGGAAUAGACACUGAGUUCAAUACAGUCAGUUCCACCCAAGUGCCGACACUAUUCAUUAAUGAACAAUAUACUGGUGAGAUUCCAAGAAGACCAGAAACAGCAUCAACAUCUUUACCAAAAGAUAACAGAUUUAUUACCAUUCAUCCAGCAGACAAGAAUAUUUCCAGCAUGACCAACAGAUCCACUCGUGGCAAAAUGGAAUGGAUCAUUCCUCUCAUUGUGGUCUCAGCCUUGACAUUUGUGUGCCUAAUCCUUCUUAUUGCUGUGCUAGUUUACUGGAGAAAAUGUUUCCAGACAGCUCAUUUCUAUGUAGAAGACAGCAGUUCUCCUCGGGUGGUACCAAACGAAACUGUUCCCAUUAUUCCCAUCCCAGAUGACAUGGAAGCUAUUCCUGUCAAACAGUUUGUGAAGCAUAUCGGUGAAUUGUAUGCCAACAACCAGCAUGGGUUUUCAGAAGAUUUUGAGGAAGUGCAGCGUUGUACAUCCGACAUGAACAUCACCGCUGAACAUUCCAAUCACCCCGACAACAAGCACAAAAACAGAUACAUCAACAUUUUAGCAUAUGAUCAUAGUCGAGUGAAACUAAGACCUUUACCAGGAAAAGAUUCAAAGCACAGCGACUACAUUAAUGCCAAUUAUGUUGAUGGUUACAACAAAGCGAAAGCCUACAUUGCCACCCAGGGCCCUUUAAAGUCAACAUUUGAAGAUUUUUGGAGAAUGAUUUGGGAGCAAAACACUGGAAUUAUCAUCAUGAUUACAAAUCUUGUGGAAAAAGGAAGAAGAAAAUGCGACCAAUAUUGGCCAACUGAAAACAGUGAGGAAUAUGGCCAUAUCAUUGUCACACUGAAGAGCACAAAAGUACAUGCUUGCUACACUGUCCGCCGCUUCACAGUCAGGAAUGCAAAAAUGAAAAAAGGGAAUCCCAAAGGUCGUCAAAACGAAAGGACGGUCAUUCAGUACCAUUACACACAGUGGCCUGACAUGGGAGUACCUGAAUAUGCACUUCCCGUGCUGACAUUUGUGAGAAGAUCCUCUGCAGCCAGAACUGCUGAGAUGGGUCCAGUAAUUGUACAUUGCAGUGCUGGUGUUGGCAGGACUGGUACCUACAUUGUAAUAGACAGUAUGCUGCAACAAAUAAAAGACAAAAGCACAGUUAAUGUCUUGGGUUUCCUGAAACACAUCAGGACACAGCGCAACUACCUCGUCCAGACGGAGGAGCAGUAUGUUUUCAUUCAUGAUGCCUUGUUGGAAGCCAUUCUCGGGAAAGAGACUGAAGUUUCUGCCAAUCAGCUCCAUAGCUAUGUCAACAGCAUUCUCAUACCUGGUAUUGGAGGCAAGACUCGACUAGAGAAACAGUUCAAGCUGGUUAUGCAAUGCAAUGCAAAAUACAUAGAAUGCUUUAGUGCCCAAAAAGAUUGCAACAAAGAGAAGAACAGAAACUCAUCAGUAGUGCCAUCUGAACGAGCAAGGGUAGGACUAGCACCAUUACCUGGCAUGAAGGGAACUGAUUACAUUAAUGCCUCAUAUAUCAUGGGCUACUAUCGGAGCAAUGAGUUCAUCAUAACACAGCAUCCCUUGCCACAUACAACUAAAGACUUCUGGAGAAUGAUCUGGGAUCACAAUGCACAGAUCAUUGUCAUGCUUCCAGAUAAUCAGAGUUUAGCAGAAGAUGAAUUUGUAUACUGGCCAAGUCGGGAAGAAUCCAUGAACUGCGAGGCAUUUACCGUCACCCUUAUCAGCAAGGACCGUCUGUGCCUCUCUAAUGAGGAGCAGAUCAUCAUCCAUGACUUCAUCCUUGAGGCUACUCAGGAUGAUUACGUUUUGGAAGUUCGCCACUUUCAGUGCCCUAAAUGGCCAAAUCCAGAUGCCCCAAUCAGCAGUACCUUUGAGCUUAUCAAUAUAAUCAAGGAAGAGGCCUUAACAAGAGAUGGCCCAACCAUCAUUCAUGAUGAGUAUGGAGCAGUGGCAGCUGGAACAUUGUGUGCUCUGACUACCCUGUCUCAGCAACUGGAAAAUGAAAAUGCUGUUGAUGUUUUCCAGGUGGCAAAAAUGAUCAAUCUGAUGAGGCCUGGAGUAUUUACAGACAUUGAGCAGUACCAAUUUCUUUACAAAGCAAUGCUAAGCCUGAUCAGCACUAAAGAAAAUGGAAAUGGCCCCAUGGCAAUGGACAAAAAUGGUGUUGUUAUGGCCAGUGAAGAAUCGGAUCCUGCAGAAAGUAUGGAAUCUCUUGUCUAAAAGGAAUACUUAAAGGCACUUAAUUUGUGGAAUUUCUGAAGACUGAACUUUUUGAGGCCUUUUUUGCCAGACUCUAGGUUAUACAAUAACCCAAUUACUUUUUUACACUGAUAAAAAGUUUUGAUAUUUAUUUUUGCCAUUUUACGUCUUAAUGGUAUCCUACUGAGCAUUUGCACCUCUGUUUAUUUCACACAGUGAAACACAAUUUUAUCUAGUUUGCACUAUAUGAUCAGUGUUAACUGCCUAUAGAGAUAUAAUACAAAAGAAAACAAACAAAUCCUGAUGACAUUCCACGACAACAGACACACUACUUAUUAGUUGAAAUAUCAUGAUGUUUAAUUAAUUCUCAUAAGCCUUGGCUUUACAAUCUUGGAUGCUAGGCCAGAGAAAUAUUUUUGAUUCACAUUAACAAAAAUGCUGUAUCUUUGACAUAUUCCAAUAUUCAUUGUUUAAUUUGCAUACUGUUAUUGUUCUUUUGUUUUCCAGUAACAUGGAUGAGUAGUAUUCUUCAUUUUCUCUCAAACUAGUGAUCGCUAGAUAAAUUUUGGAAAGCUACCGAAAUUCAGUUUAACAGCUGCUCUGCACUGUGUGGAAUUCUUUUGACUUCAUAAAGUUCAAUGAAGUGUUUUCUAUGAAACACAUAAAAUUAUAUUCCCAAAAUGCAAAACAACUCAGAUUUGUGAUUCAAUUUCAGAUCUUGAAUUUAUACUUCCAUUAAUUCCCUGGUGUUUUUAAUCGCAUUCUUAUUUCAAGAAAAUAUUUUGAUCAUAUUUCCACUACGGAUAAUUUAAUUACAGUGCAACAAUGUUCAAUCAGAUCAUUUUAUUCCAAAAGUAUUUAGCAAUAUUUCCAAUUCAUACACAAUUCACAUUUACAUGUAUAGUUCCUUAAGUUUCUGGAACGCAACCACUGUCUUUACAGUAUGUUAUAUGAUGGAGAAAAGAAUUUCUUAAUUUCAUAGCUGUUAGAUGCCGUUUUUACAGGUGUGUAAUUUUCAUACUCUAGUGCUAAACCGUACUGAUCCAUAUUACUGGUGAAGCGAUCUAAUAAAAAAACUACCUAUAAGAUUACAUUUUUCCUCUUUUUUUAACACAAUUGAUUAGUAUCUAUUUCCCAAUUUCAUAAUUUCAUUUUUCGAUACUAUACAUAAUAUUC